Molecule: messenger RNA, 1660 nt
Organism: Aureobasidium subglaciale EXF-2481
Lineage: Eukaryota; Fungi; Ascomycota; Dothideomycetes; Dothideales; Saccotheciaceae
Exons: 4
Coding region: 103-1227 (374 amino acids)
Cellular component (GO): cytoplasm; nucleus
Source: RefSeq, a predicted model, not a curated record
AAGGGUAGACAUACAGCAAUUAUACAACGUACGGCCAUUUCUCGAUUUAGUAGUCAACAUGGACUUUUCAGACGACAAGGUAAGGGCGGAACUUCACAGGUGAUGAACGUAGCCGUAAAGGACCAUCAUCAUGAUACACAUGCGAUACCGCCCAAAUUCAUCCAAGAGCAAUAUUGGCAUUACAACAAGGUCAAAAUCUCGGAUCUGGAAAAUGAUGAGAGCGUCGUGAACUGGGAUAAAGGUCUAAGCGAGGAGCAAGCAAAAGUGAUCAAGCCUGUUAGCAAGAUCUCCAAAAUUGCGAUUGAAAACGCCUGCAUUGCGUUCAGAAAUGCGGCGUUGGGCACAGAAGGAGACGAGUCGCUGCUUGAGACAGAAAUUGAGGACGUGACAGUGUACGAGCACACAGACUUUCCAGGUCUGCAAAUAGCGCCGGGGAUCUUGCCUCCAGAAACUCAGGUUCUCUGGAUAUCACAAAUCAUGCACAAAUAUAUGGCGAACCCGAAACACAAGAUCAACCUACAAGCAGAUUUUGACAUCGAAUAUCCAAUAUCAGAAGCUGAAAAUCCUGAAGGAACAGAAGCGGAAACUGCAUCUCUCUUCUCCUACGACCCUCAAUCAAUACACUCGACACCAAAAGAUCCAAAAACUCAAAAAUCGCUCAAUAUGGCACAAAUGCUAUCAAGAAAACUACGCUGGCUGACACUGGGAGAGCAAUAUCACUGGCCGACACGCAGUUAUCCCAAAAACGGACCCACGACAUUUCCUUCAGACCUCGGUACUUUAGUCAGCGGCCUCUUCCCACACAUCAGACCAGAAUCUGGCGUAUGUCUGCUAUAUGGACAAAAAGACUACAUGCCCGUCCAUCGCGAUGUCAGCGAACUUUGCGAACGCGGUCUUGCUUCUUUCUCCUUUGGCUGUGAUGGUAUCUUUGUGAUCGCCAGAGGCGAGGAAGAGCUCGCAGAAGGCGAAGAUCCGAAAAAGAGGACUGUGGCUAUCAGAGUCAGAAGUGGCGACUGUGUGCAUAUGGAUGGCGAAAUUAGGUGGGCGUGGCAUGCCAUGCCUCGUACGAUUCCCAACUCUUGUCCGCAAUGGUUGGCGGAAUGGCCUGCGGUCAAGGGCGAUGCGGCGAAGAGGGUUACUGAAAAGGAGCGCAAGGCGUAUCAGCGAUGGAAAGGAUUCAUGGGCACAAAGAGGCUGAACGUCAGUGUCAGACAAGUCUGGGAUUGAACAACAAUUCAGCGGUCGGUAUGUAUGGCAACUUGUCGAUUAAAGACACCUCAAUUCACGAGGAAGAGACGGUCAUUCACAGCACCUCAAGUGUGGCCUAUUGCAUCGUAAAGGAGUGUAAUUGGUCGGUAUUGUAUGUAGAGCAAGCAGAGCAUGUUGAAAUGCGAUGACAAACUUUCAGACAUGAUCGUUGAAGAUCCGGAUGACUUGAUAAUGGAUAACAAAGCAGCAAUAAGAGACGUGGGUGCACCUCUUCUCCUCUCAAUAGUCAUCUCCACGAGAAAUGACCUCUUUGCAAUUAGGUCUUAGCAGGACAGUCUGCUCGAACUGCGCGACAUACGAUCCAGGAAUAUCGACCAGAGGUGCAUAGUCCUCAACUACGCCACUAGCAAUGAGCGAUCUCAUACCAAGGUGGUAGUUCUUGACGCCCAGU